CCCUUUGACUUUGUUACCUUUGGGUGAUUAGUUGACAGGAACAUUUAGAUCGUGAGAAGUAUGGCUCGCACCAAGAUUUCAACACGUCGUCAGGCUCAGCGCCAGUUGGCCGAUCGCGAGGAGAAAGUGCGUCUGGCCGAGAUCAAGAUGGAUUCGGCGCUAGAGAAGAUCGAUGAGAUAGGCAAGCGCUACAAGCAGGAGGUGGACAACCAAAUAAAGGUGUUACGUGGAAGGACUGAGAAGAAGCUGCUGCAGAUGAAGAUGUCAGAGUUCUUGGCUCUCAGGAUUAAAACCUUCGCCGAACAUCAGUGGCCAGCUCCCAAGCCGCCAACAACUCGGAGUCAGUCCAUCAGCCAUCAACGUGGUCGAACUCGGACUCCGCAGAAUGCCCAGCCAUCGAGGAUGCAGGCACAGUCGGCGGACAGGGCAGUGGGAGGCGACACCAUGAGCUUUGUGCGAUGGCCCCGCGCCGGAGAGAUGGUGCUCUCGAAGGCGGGCAGCCCGCUGGCCGUCCAGAUGCGACCGGAUCGCUAUGCGGACGUGCACAUUCCCACCAAGGGCGGCGUGAUCACCGUCAAGCCGCACAAGAUCAACAGCGUGAAGCGGGAGGUACUGAUGCAGCUGGACGAGAACACCCUCAACCAGGUGAAGACUCUCAAUGCCAAUCUCGGCUUGAUCGUGGAUAUGGCCAACAAGCUGGGCAAAUCGAAACCAUAAUGGCUAUCGGAAGAAAGAUCUAGAUGACGUACUUUUACGCUUACUUCUUUAAUAUUUUAUUUAGUCUUUUUCAUUUUCUCAUUUUCAAUGUUUUUGUUCAGUUGUUAAACAUUAAGUGAACGUGUCUGUUGUUCUUGUUGCUGUUUGCUGCAUUUUGCUUGCUUCUUGUUGUAUAAUUAAUUAAUAAAUUUAAUUAUUUUAUGUAUAUAUAUAUAUAUAUAUAUAUAUCGAUUUGUAAGUACAAACAUAGCGUACAGAAUUCCGUCUCCACUAACUUUAAAUUUAAUUGUUUAAACAUUUUUCUAUUGUGUUGCAUGUGUGUGUGUGUUAUAUGUGUCUGUGGGUGAACAUUCUCAAUUAUGCUUGUAAGUACUUAGUUAAAUUAAAGUGUAUUGUGUUUUCUAUCAAAUGAAAUUUCAAUUAUAACUUUAUUUGGUUUCCUAACCUUUAAUCUUCACUUUCAACUGCGUGAAUCCUUAGACAAACGUUACAUUUACACAUAUACAGAUUUAGUUACUAAAAAUUAUCAUUAAUUUUUAGUGUUUAUAGUGUUAAAUUUAGCAUUUGUUUUCGGGUUUUCCAUUUGAGUGUGAAUGUGAGUGGGAGUGGGGCGUGUCGAACGCGUUUAUAUAGUUACAGAUACAUAAAAAUACAAUACAUAGCAAAAGGUACAUAUAUAGAGACUUAAAAUACGCUUGUUUUUAAUGAAUUAUUCAAUACGAGUUUUUAGAGACAAAGACAACAUAUAUGUGGACAAUCAAUCGAUACGUGUAAACAGUGACAGAUGACAACAACAUAACACUCAGAUUUGUAACAUUCAGUAUGUUUGUAUGGAUAGGGUUUGAUAGGGUUUUUGUAAAACGAUUUCAAUAAAAUUAAACAAAAGGGUAGUGCGAUGAACAGUCGCACUUAAAACCAGCAAUAAACGAGUAUAAUCUAAUCAAAAUGCUCAUGAUAAUCUUGAAACAAUUUGUCGUUCUUAUCAGUACAGUCUUCCCUCCAAAUCACGUAUUAUAGCAUAUUAUAGCAUACGCAAAUUACCAAUAAUAUGUUCAUCAAAGCGCUAAAUAAUCGUUGAUGAGUGAACAAAAUUAGAUGCAUAUGUGACAUUUUGAACUGAAGUUGCCUGCUCUUAAAGAUCUGAUCCCCUUCCGUAAAUUCAGCAUUAAUCCAAACUCCUAUAUACGUGGCAAAACCAACCUAUGUAAUUAAAUAUCGGUUUCGGUAUUCCUAAGCCUCUAACUACGCUAAACCCGACCAACUCGGAGUUUUCAAACUCGUUUGCUACUUUUGAAAAUGCUUUCCAGUUCCAAAUUUUGCACAUUGUUUAGGCCUAUUUCGUCGUACGUUCUUCGGUCUUUCAACUUUUUUUCCAUUUGGUAACACAGCCAAUCAACGAUGCCUUCCUCCAUCAAACCGAUAUUCUUGUUCCACUAUUGUUUUUAUAUUUUGCAUAGACUGAAGAGAAGUUAAUUUAAAUAUUGAGUAGUGUGCUGCGUGAUCUGCGUGAAAUUUGUAGUUAUAUUGCUCUCGGUUCUGUUCUACAAGUUUUUUGCGUUCGUACAAAUUUCUACUCGUUUUUGUUUUUUUUUUUGGUUUUUGUGGUUUACAAAAUUGUGCUAUUUUCGCUAUUUUGUUUAAAAACUAUUUUCUUUGAGGCUGUUGUUUUAGAAUUCGUUAUAACCGUUAAAUGCUAGUUUAUAUAUUAGGUUUGUAUUUCGUUAUUCUUAUGUUUGGGCACUACUCAUUGCGGUUCAGGGCAUCUUUUGUAUUUUGUAUUUAGUAAAUAGUAUUUUUUUUAUUUGUAAUAUCAAGUUUAACAAAUCUUUGUAGGCUUUAUGCACGGGUACAGGGCGUUGCAUUAUUUGUUUUGUAAUUCUCAUUCUCAAUCUCAUUCCGUCUCCAUUCUCGGCUAAUAUCUUAAAUCGUCAGUGUGUGAUUUGGUACAAAUUUUAUGGUACUAGGUUGCAUACAAAUGAAAUUCAAUUAUGACUGAUACUGUACAGAACAAAUAAGUACUUUUCACUUAGGGACAUCCGCUAGGCAGAUUCGGAGUGUAAAAUCAACUUUUACAUCGAAUUUGUGCAGCGAAACCAAUUUGUAUCUGUAAUU
Molecule: messenger RNA, 2829 nt
Organism: Drosophila yakuba
Lineage: Eukaryota; Metazoa; Arthropoda; Insecta; Diptera; Drosophilidae
Product: borealin
Exons: 2
Coding region: 61-717 (218 amino acids)
Biological process (GO): mitotic sister chromatid segregation
Cellular component (GO): chromosome passenger complex; chromosome, centromeric region; spindle midzone
Source: RefSeq, a predicted model, not a curated record